Messenger RNA from Sycon ciliatum, 1329 nucleotides. RefSeq lists its product as uncharacterized. The record is from RefSeq and is a predicted model, not a curated record. Lineage: Eukaryota; Metazoa; Porifera; Calcarea; Leucosolenida; Sycettidae. The transcript has 5 exons. Bases 229 to 942 code for a protein of 237 amino acids.
GCUGAAUUUAUUUGGAGAAAUCACACGACUAACCAAUAAACAUUGUGGAGAGAUUUAUUUCACCAAGCAACCCUCGCACUGUAAUAGUGGCUAGUUCGAUAUACACGUAGAGCAGAACACCCGACACCCUGGUGUCACGGGACUCGUACUGACUGGACAUCGAUUCUCAGUGGUACGAAUCGUAGUGUUCUCCUAAAGUUGGGAACUUCCAGUGGUGAACUGCAUGAAAUGGCCGCGCCGCUGGUGAGCGAUGGGUCAGCAGCACCAGUGGCAGCAGACCACAUGGCCGGCAUUGGCCAAAGCACAUGCAAGUCAUCCACGAGCUGGAAACAAGAGAUGUACGGGAUUUGGGGAAUGCAUGUGGAGAGCGGAGCACCAUUACGGAUUGGACUCUUCUUUGCUGUUGUGAACGUCUUACUCCGGCUUCUUGUUAUGUAUUUUGGGUACUACCUGAUCACUGCCGACUGGCUAUACCGCGGCUGUGUUGGUGAUGUAGCUGUGGAGGACUGUGAUCCAGCGUGCAUGCUUCUCUCCAUCAACAAUACACGGGUGGACUGCACGGCAAUGUCCACGAUAAGCCAGUCGGUCUUUGCUGUGUGCGCGUGUUUGCUGGUGUUCGACGUCUACAUUCUGCUGAGAGUGCCGAUCACUAACACGAAGCGUCUGAAGUGGAUGCAGCGCCGGUACAAGCUCAGCCUUGCCUUCCUGCUGUGUGAGGCGGCCUGUGCGGUGCUGUUCCUCUUUCUGCUGCUCGUGUCUCUAUUCAUCUCGAUGAACUUCAAGGCCAACGACGUUCAGAGCGUUCCGCCAUUCUCCCACGGCCUGAGGUACAAUAUUGCCAUUGCCUGCCUUUCGAUGCUCAAUGUAUUCAUCUACAUGUUUGUCGACUGGUGCUCCGUGUGCGACUUACCGCCAUUUAAGGUGGCGAGCAAGUCUCAGUAAAGUUGAGUAAACCGUACGUUUGAUUCCAGGGAGUGACAGCCCUGCCUGCUGUCUUUAGCGGUUACUAUCACAAAAUUGAGUUGCCAUUGGUAACACUGUGGGGGAGUGUGGGUGUUUGUAUCAGUACUAGCACCUUUUUUAUUGCGUUACAUAAUCAUUGCAUGCAGCAGGACUGCGUGCAUUUUUACUUCAAUCUAGUCGAACAGGUUUAUAAGAGAUUGACACAUAUUUUGGACUUUCCUUGCAUUUUCAUUAAAUUUGAUGGGUGCAGAAAAACAGGUUUCAUUGAUUCUGAUAGGUGUGUGCAGUCUCCAUAUCGGUCUCCUUUUUUAAUUGAUUUUUCAAUUUCGCAUCACGUGAAAGCAACUCACUCACUAUGUUUCUGUA